Molecule: messenger RNA, 2567 nt
Organism: Colossoma macropomum (tambaqui)
Lineage: Eukaryota; Metazoa; Chordata; Actinopteri; Characiformes; Serrasalmidae
Gene: zup1
Product: zinc finger containing ubiquitin peptidase 1
Exons: 12
Coding region: 125-2056 (643 amino acids)
Source: RefSeq, a predicted model, not a curated record
GCUACUUCCGCUCUCGCCGCGGCGAGUCAGGAAUGAAAAACGAAAAUAAGAAAGAGUUUUGUUUCGUAAAACAACAGUAACUAAAAGACUCUCCCUUCCAAAUAUAACCAGGAGGUGUCCUGCCAUGCCUGUGUGCGACAUCUGCUGUGAAGAGCUCACGUCCGAAUCGGACAUGAGAACUCAUCUCCUCCUGAGCCACCUGGAAAAUGUGAUGAGCUGUCCAUUUUGUUCGCUGUCAGGUGUCUCCUAUGAUGAGCUGAACUUCCACAUAGGCACAGCACACCAAGAGAAAGAGAUGGACUUCCAGGACACACCUGCUGCGGACAACAGUGCUACAGAAAGUGGGCAAAGAAGCUCAGCGGACUGUAUUCAAAUUCAGACAGAUCCAAGCCCCUUUAGAACUGAUGCCCUUACAGUAACAUGGGAGAAUUCAUCAGCUGUUUGUAGCUCAGGGCUAACUCCAGCUUCCCCUCAGACUUCUAGUCAUCACAUGUUCUGUCAGGAUAAUGGGACAGCUGCUCCCAGUGCAGGAAUUGCUCUUACUCAGGGUCAGGGAGCCACAUCCAGCAUCAAAUCUUCACCCCCCACUGCAGCCACACCAAACAGAAUUAAAAAACUGGUUGGACCUCCACCAGCACCCAGCAAAAACACUGAAAAGGAAGACACAGUAGAGCAUCGCAAAUCAAAACAGAAGCGCUUGUCCUCCCCCAAUAAAGAGAAGCUGUUUUCCUGUCCCUUCUGUAGUCUGGUCUGCGGCGACUGUUUUAUUCUUCAGGAACACGUGGAGCUGCAUCUCCAAGACCAGGACGCAUCUGAAGCAACUAUUCCUGAAGCAGGGACAUCAUCACAAGUGUGUUCUUCAGCAAGAAAUGAAUCAGGUUUACAGCUGUAUGAAUGUCCACUGUGUUCUGUGGCCUGUGUGGAUAACAGCUCACUGCAGGAGCAUGUGGAGCUGCAUCUGGACUACGGUACAGCCGCUGCUGCAGGGGAUUUAUCUGAAGACAUAAGGCUGGCCCGGCAGCUCCAAGAGGAAGAAGAGAAGAAGAGAAAGGAGGAAGAGGCCAAGAGGGAGAAAAAAGACUUCAAACAGUUGCAGAAGGUUUUUGGGAUGGAUAAUAGCGGCGGGUACCGCAGGCAGAUGGAGCGGAAUAUGGAGCGAGCUGUGAGCCGAGGUCAGAUGGCCCCUGCUGAAUUUCACCGGAAACGAGUAGAAAUGAUGGAAUCUUUGGCCUCAGGAGUGGAUGACAGCCGCACCAGAACCACUGGUGUUCUGGAGGCACUGUAUGAGUUUUAUCAGCGUGAGGCUCGUGAUAUUGCCCACGUGUGGUUGUGUGCUGAAACUGACCACUAUUCCGCCUCAGACGGAGACAAGGGCUGGGGUUGCGGCUACAGAAACUUGCAAAUGCUUCUGUCCGCGCUGAAGAGGAUGGAGCAGUAUACUGCACCAAACACACUACCAGACUCCGUUCCCAGCAUUCCACGGGUGCAGUCUUUGAUUGAGGCGGCCUGGACGGAGGGCAUUGACCCUCAGGGGGCAUCCCACUUCAACAGGAAACUGCAGGGAACCCGGGCCUGGAUCGGAGCCACAGAAAUCUACACCGUUCUCACUGCCCACAGAGUCAGGGCUCGUAUUGUGGACUUCCAUCAGCCCACUGGUCCAGGAAACACGCACCCUAGACUGUUUGAGUGGGUAAAAAAUUACUUCUCUCUGCACUCUAGCAGGGGCUCUAGACUACCACCCAGAGUGGUGAAGACCAAUCUACCACCCAUCUACCUCCAACACCAAGGCCACAGUCGAACCAUCGUGGGCAUGGAGGAGAGGAAGAACGGGAAUGUGUGUGUACUGCUGUUGGAUCCAGGCUGUUCUUCAGGAGAUAUGAAGAAGCUGCUGAACUCAAACACCGCUGCAGCUUUUAUUAGCCGCAUGCGCAAAUUCCCUGGCCACCUCAAACACACACAGUACCAGGUGGUGGUGGUGGAGGGGGUGUUAACUCCAGAGGAGAAACAGAACCGUAUUCUUCACUCCAGGACAUUACGUGCUGAGAGAAUUCCCUGAUGUUUCCCUUUGGAGAUUUGGUUUGUUUCAUCAGCACAUGAUAUUUGAACGUGCUGUGAUUUCCUCUGAUUUGGACAGAGUGGUUUUUAUGUGUAUUUGUGAUUUUUUUUUUAUUUAUUUAUUUAUUUCUUUGCAAAGAUAAUAAAUAACAUUUUUACUUUAUGGUCUCAUGCUUUUUUAAACAGUUAAUUGCAGUUCUGCAGUGGCUGAUAAGACCCAAUGCACAGUACAAUAAAAGACUUUUCCAAACUCUUAAAUGCGCAGCAAAUUCAGAAAACACUGGUGUAGUCAUUUUAGUGAAAUUGUAUUCUGACUUUGCAGCGCAUUUAUGAAUUUGUAGCGCAUAUUAUUAUUUUGCAGAGCAUUUAUAGAAUACAGUGUGUAUGUUGUCAUUUUGACAAAGGUGUUUUCUGCGUUUGCAGCUUGCUUUUUAUUUUGCAGUGGGUCGGGUGUUGUCGGCCACCAUACUUUAAUGCGCAAAAAAUAAAAGUUCUUAUCUCUUUAAAUUGUG